AACUUUUGAAGUGAUGAGGAAAUGGCCAUUGUUUGCCGGACCCUGCUCUCGUAUUCGCAGCUCCGUCGCCCUCCUCGGAAUCAGAUGCUCUCCAUUGUUCCCACUCUGUCCUUCUCAAACUGCCCUCCCAAGUUGCACAAAUUCACCAAACUGCCACCUUUCUAUACCUCUUUGAAGCUCUCCACCGACCCAUUAGAGCUCAGAACUUUAUUAGCAUCUUCGUCAUCGUCGUCGUCGUCAUCAUCCAUGGAGUCUCCCCCUGAAGGUUACAGAAGAAACGUGGGUAUCUGUCUCAUCAACCCAUCUAAGAAGGUACGGUGUUUCUACUCUUUAGUUUCCCAUCGAGAACUAGAGGCCGCAUUGGAAUCACUCGUCUGCCAAUCCUGAAAUUUGCAAACUGUGUAGAUAUUUGCUGCUUCAAGACUGGACAUACCGGAUUCUUGGCAGAUGCCACAGGUGAAUUUCCGAUCCCAUUUCUCUACAAUCUUUGGUGGUUAAAUUUUUUUGCUCGGCCUUGUGGUUUGUAUAGCCUUCUGCAUUACUCUUUUAUCUCGGGCCAAGUUCCUUACACUGAUGUUUCAGCUGAUUGUAAGCUGCUGCCAUAACCUGAAAUGUCGUUGGUAGGCACUAGCCAUUAGCUACAUCAUUAGAUAACUAGAGGAGCCAUUGUGCAAGUUCAGUACGAAUGAUUGAGAAUGCUUCCUCCUCCUGGUUUUGUCCAACAGAGGUGUCAAUUUGAGAUAUUGUAGGGGAACUUUUGAGAGGAGAGGACUCAAGCAGUCAGGUACUUCGAUUAGUUUCGCCCCGAAAGUCUUAGAUGUUGUGGGUUUACUUCAUCUGUAGCAAUCAUUGGUUCUCCCAAUCAUAAUAGAAGAACCUGCAUCUCAUUGAAGGUGAGACUGAGGUACUGAUUCUUUCUGUAAGUUGUGCGAUUUUCGGAAGUGGCACUGGACCAAUGCCUACACUAUAUUGUGAAAAGACAACUUCUGUUUGUUGCCAGAUUAUGAAUCAUAUAGUUGCUAGAAAGGAAUCACUUGUUAGAAAAAUUUUGCCUGUAGAAGGUUUGGAGUUAGAUGAUCACGAUUCAUACCGACUCCUUGUAUUGUGAAUUUGCUGGUGUGUUUUCACAGCGAAGGUAUAAGGCAGUGGAAAUGCAGAGGGGGAAAUGUGACAUUCUCUUCUUGAUGGUUAAUUUGAGAACAAACUUUCACUUAUGACAUAUACAUAUGCCAGAAUCUCAUUUCUUCUGAGUGACCAUGGUCCUGCACUGUCCUUUUUAUUUCAUGUACAGCUAACUUGCUGAUUGGUUAUACUGCUUUACUUAGCUCUCGUUGCUGCAUCUAUCGGUUUCUGUCGUGUUAUUCUUAACAACACUUGUGGCAGGGUUGCAUUGACGACAGCGAAGAUCCAAAAGCUGCUGCUCUCCGUGAACUAAAAGAAGAGACGGGAGUCAUCUCUGCAGAGAUCCUUGCAGAGGUUUUUUCCAUUUAUACAUAAUGCUGCUUUCGACCCUUGGUGUGAUCCAUUAUAGUUUUGACUCCAAUGAAUGUCAGUGCUGUUUGUAACUUGAUUAGCGUCCCGUUUAACAAGCCUGAUUCCAAUACGAAGGUUGCACUUGAUCAUAUAUAUAUUAACAUGGGCAUCAACAUUGCAAUCUUAUGGUUUUGUUGCAUAAUGAGAUCGUGCCUAAACAAGGUUUAAGACUGUGGUAUCAUGAUUGUCUCAUUGUUGCAGGCACCCCUUUGGGUGACAUACGACUUCCCUCCACAUGUCAGGGAAAAGCUUAAACAACAAUGGGGAACUGACUGGAAAGGUCAAGCACAAAAGUGGUGAGUGCAGGCUGCAGGGUUAAUAAAACAGCUUGUAUUGCUUCUUAAUCGUGACUCGUGAGUCUCGACUCCAACCUCAUCCCACGUCUUAAACUACUUGCUCGAAAACGCUUGCAGGUUUCUGCUCAAGUUCACUGGGAAGGAAGAGGAGGAGAUCAAUCUGUUGGGUGACGGCAGUGAGAAACCGGAGUUUGGGGAAUGGUCGUGGAUGUCAGCUGACGAAGUAAUCGAUCGCGUGAGUUAUAUCACGUAGUUCGCGCGAGCUAUGGAAUCGAAACCAUGAUUUUGAUCCAGUGGUUCUCUUUUCUUACAACUCACACAACUUCCCUUCCCGCUGCUGGUGUUCAUGUCUCAAAAUGCAGGCGGUAGAUUUCAAGAAGCCAGUCUACAAGGAAGUGUUCUCAGCCUUCCACCCUCACCUUCAGUAAACACAGGAAUGGCUUUUCGCUUCGCAACUACGGCCGAGAUUCAUCUUCAACUCACACUCACGUACAUUUCCUUUCAAUGUCACCAUGAAUUACAGGAAGUGCCGUGUAAAAAUUCUUAAAUUCUAGGUAAGGUGGGUUUGUUGUUUGAUGGUGACUGUUGUGUGAUGAUGCGAGGGCACGCUGAGAAGGUGUUCGAUGAAAUGCCUGAAAGAGACGGUUUCUGUUUCGGUUGGACUACCGCCAUUGCUGUAAACCUCCAUUCUCCCGGGUUCGGAUUGUUAUCGGCGGCGGGCGAUUCUCCGUAUUGAUUCCUUUUAUAUAUUUUUAAUGGUGGGCGGCGGAGAAAACGAGAGAAUGGAGGAGAGAGAUAAUAACAAAAGGAACGUUCUCUUGUCUUCUUCUCAAAACGUACGUAACGCUCUUGUCUUCUUCUCCGAAAUAAAUAGCGAUUUGAACUUUGAAGGUCCACAAACUCCACUACAAAAAAAAAAAAUCACGGCAGCCAUGAACAGCAGCGGCACAGGUUCGAAGCUAGAUUCUCCGGCCGCUCCUCCGGCUAAUCCUCUCCCGUGGAGGACGCGCCUCGCAGUCUCCGUCGUCUCCGCGCUCUCCGAUCUCGGCCGCCGCCACGACGGCACGGUCAAUCGCCGCCUCCUCAGCUUCCUCGAUCUCAAGUGCCCUGCCUCCACCACUCCGAUCCAAUCCGUCGUCUCCUCCGACGUCACCGUCGACGCCUCCCGCAACUUGUGGUUCCGCGUCUACGCUCCCGCCACAUCCGCCGCCGCCACAGGCGGCGGCGGCCUCCCGGUCCUCGUCUUCUUCCACGGCGGCGGAUUCGCCUUCCUCAGCGCCGCCAGCGUCGGCUACGACCUAGUCUGCCGUCGAUUCGCGCGGAGCCUCCCCGCGAUCGUGGUCUCCGUGAACUACCGGCUCACGCCGGAGCAUCGAUUCCCCUGCCAGUACGACGACGGAUUCGACGUCCUCCGAUUCCUCGACGGCGACGGCGGGGCGUUGCCGGAGAACGCCGACAUCGGGAAGUGCUUUCUGGCCGGGGACAGCGCCGGGGCGAACAUAGCGCACCACGUCGCGGUUCGGGCGGGCGGGUCGGGUUUCCGGAGGCUCCGGGUCCUGGGGCAGGUAUCCAUACAGCCUUUCUUCGGAGGGGAAGAGAGGUCGGAAUCGGAGAUCCGAUUCCGCAGCAACUCGGUGCUGGUUUCGCUUGACCGGACCGAUUGGUUGUGGAAGGCGUUCCUGCCGGACGGGUCGACCCGGGACCACCACGCGGCGAACGUGACCGGGUCGGAUAUUUCCGGCAAGGAGUACCCGGAGACUGUGGUGAUCGUCGGCGGGCUGGACCCGCUGCAGGACUGGCAGCGGAGGUACUACGAGUGGCUGAAGCGGUCGGGGAAGGAAGCGACGCUGGUCGAGUACCCGAAUAUGAUCCACGCGUUCUACAUGUUCCCCGAGCUGCCGGAAUCCGCCGAGGUUUUCGCACAGGUGAGGGAUUUCGUUGCCCGGAAGUCCGCCGGCUGAAGUGCCGUGUAAAAAAUUGUGGUGGGAUGUGUUGGUCGGAAAUACCCUUUUGUUGUUUAGUGGUGACUGGUGUGGAGGGCAAUGCCGACAAGUUGUUCGAUAAAAUGCUUGAAAGAGAUUUUUAUUGUGUUGGUUGGAAUACCGGCAUUUGUUGUGUUGUUUCUUUCUCCGUUCGAUUUUUUUUUCCUGCAGAUCAAUUGCCGUUACGCGGUGUCUGCUCCGACGAAACCAGGGGCGGUAGCCGGAGAAACUUCCGUUCACUAACGUACUGGAUUUUGCAUAUUUGUUGGAAGGUCCAGGAUUUAGGUCACGAUUUCUGUGCUGGAUGUGGUCCAGUUUAGCUAGUGGUUGCUGCGGAUUGGGACGUCUCGCAAUUUUGCCAUGAAUGGGUCUGCUACUAAGGAAUCAUUAUGGCUAUCUCGAACAUGAUGAAAUGAUUGAAAGAUACGGAAAUAGUGCAUAAAAAUAAACAUCUUAGGAAGAAAGUUUAUUUGUGUGCAGGAAACGAAACGCUUAUAAUAGGCAUCCAACUUUAUGCAUUGAUAACUUGGAAGUAUUUGAAGUAUAACUAUUGUUUUGGAUGGUUUCACAGUUUCUGAGUAGUAGUAGGGAUGGCAAUUUUGAUUUGAUCCGUUUUACCCGCAUUAUUUGGCCUGUUUUGAGGUGGGUCCGACCUGUUCCGUAGACGGGGUGGGUGUGUGUACUCUCAUCGACCCGAUCUGUCCUGACCCGAUUCAUUCUCGAUCCGUUUUUUGCCUAAAUUACAUGUAAUUUAGCUAUAAUAAAGUUGUAAAUUAGUGAAACCCUCAAUUUUUCUAAUAAUUUAACUACAUUUAUCAUAAUAUUGUUUGUUUUCUUGGCUCUAUAAUAAAAAUAACAAAUAUUGCUAAUGUUUUUCAUAUAAACUGCAUACCCAUUGGGUCGAUCUGCCCCGACCUGCGACCCGUGAUAAAUUACGGACCUGCCCCAUUGUCAUUCCUACGGAGUAGUUUUGUUUGUAUAAUUCUUGUACUCUCUUUAUUUCACUCGAAAAUAAAAAAUAAAAACUUGAAAUUUUUGAAGUCCAAUUAAAUCAAAAUCCCAACAAAGAAUUUUUUGUUUGUUUGAAAGGUAUGUUCAUUGAGAAUGCGAACGACGCGAAACCCAACCAGAAGGAAAAGUAAAAAAAAGUGAUUGUUUGUGAAAACCAAAUUAGAGAGGCCCAAAAUAUGUGGGCUAGCUCCUAAUAGGGCCUAGAUCCGGGCCAAACCAAGAAAAGGCUUUCGAAGCUCUAGCCACUCAUCUGCCCCCUCUGGAUCCUCCACCACCGCGGCCGAAAACCACCAUUGUUGUUUGGCCACCCAACCGACGUCGACGUCGCCGUCAUGCACCAAAAGAGGGGAUUGAUUCCCGCCGUACCAGUGGUGGAGGGAGAAUAUAAGAGGGUGGGUCCUGGUUUGGAUGGAAUAUGAUUAAAUUAAGUACAAUAAUUAGUCGAUACAAAAAAUUAAGGGCGUCUUAUCGAGAAUAGUUUAUCGAAACGUGUUGUGUUUGAAUCUUUGCGACAUCAUUUCUUAAGCACCUGGUAUUUCGAUUUAUUGAUAUUAAACGAUUCUUAACAAAGAACAUCAUUUUGAAAACGAACGACUAAUUAAAUCAUGAAUUAUUAUUUUGUGUAAGAUUCAUUAUUAUACUUCUCUCAAAAACUUGAGUUGUUGAUACUAAAUUGUUCUUUACAAAGAACGUCAUUCGAAGAGUACAUCUAACUAAAUCAUUAAUAAUUAUUUGGUACAAAUGGUGAUAUAUAUGAUAGUUUCGACUACUAUCGUAUUUUAAUUUACCAAAAAUUUUCAAUAUAAAAUUAUAUCAUGAAUGAUUAGCAAAGUUAACAAAAACUAUUUUAUCAU
Molecule: messenger RNA, 5676 nt
Organism: Linum trigynum
Lineage: Eukaryota; Viridiplantae; Streptophyta; Magnoliopsida; Malpighiales; Linaceae
Source: the annotation of a GenBank genome assembly